This is a messenger RNA of Naegleria lovaniensis, 1671 nucleotides long. RefSeq lists its product as uncharacterized. Lineage: Eukaryota; Heterolobosea; Eutetramitea; Acrasida; Naegleriidae. The coding region runs from base 1 to 1671 and encodes 556 amino acids. The transcript is spliced from 2 exons. The record is from RefSeq and is a predicted model, not a curated record.
AUGAAUAAGGAACUAUACGCUCCGUUAGAUGUGAAUGAGGUACUCUCGGCCACUAAGGGACUGAGUGUUGAGGCUAGCAUCGUUGUUACCCUGUAUGAAUGUUUACAAAAUGAAUCGGAGUGGAGUUACACGGGCAAGUGGGGAGUGUUGUAUUUUGGAAAAGACAUGAUCAGUAGCACGUUUCAAUUGAUGAUGCUCAGUGUGGAGAGCAAGCAAGUAAUUUGGAGUCAUGAGUGCUAUGAAAAGUUUCAAAUGGAUGCCCUUAAUGAUCACUUUAUCAGCUUUGAGAGCGAUGAUAGAAUUAUUGGGCUCAAUUUGGAGAUGAAUAGCAGGACGUCAGCUUCCAAGUUUGUGAGUGUGGUCAAUGGACGUGUGAACAGCAUCAAUAGUAGUAGUGGUGGUGGUAGUACUGUUCGAUCCUCAAGUCAAGACAGUCUUCCAUCGUCAAGUUCCUCCAAUCUCCCUGCAACCAAACAGCCCAAAAAGGCUAAAGAGAAUGAUGAAGGGAAAUCCUCUAGUGUAUUUGGAGGGUUUGGGUCCAUGUUUAAGAAAGGAAUGGGUACCGUCGGAUCCAUGUUCAAAAAGAAGGAUGAGAAGCCAGCAGAACCAGAGCAAGAUUCAAGAAGGCCACUACGGGAAUCUAUUCGUAUUGGUGAAGUCAAAAACUUUAAGAAUGUUGCUCAUGUCGGAAUCAACCAAGACACUGGUAAAUUUGAAAUGAAAGGACUACCUCCAGAACUCAUGGAUAUGAUGGGAGGUUUAGGUCUCUCACCAGAGCAAGCCGAAGACCCAGAAACUCAAAAGAAGCUGGUCAAAUACAUGCACCGAUACGAACGUAAAGUUGCCAAGGAAAGAAUGUUAGAAGAACAACAUCACAUGGAACAAGAGGCGUCAAAACAACCACCACCCUCAAUAAUUCCACCUCCUCCGCAACCAGUUGAGAGCAAUGUCCCACCUCCACCUCCUGUUCCUUUAAGUGACAGUAGUGGUAAUCAUGAUAGCAGAAUACCGCCACCUCCACCGUAUGACGGUCAUGACACAAGCUAUGUUUCUAUUCCGCCACCUCCUCCACUACCACAAGUCCAAGGUAACGUUCCUCCGCCUCCGCCCUUAAUCAAAACACAGUAUGAGCCAAUUCCUCCUCCGCCUCCACCUCCUCCACUAAUGAAUGAAGGAAGUUCGGAAAUUCCACCACCUCCUCCUGUUGGAAUGUCAUCGAUUCCACCACCGCCUUAUCAAGCAAUUCCACCACCACCAUUAAUUAUUGAAAGCGACAGCAAUGACGAGGAUGAGGUGUCUUUAUCACCAAACAUUCCUCCACCUCCAUCGAUGGGAGCUAUCCCACCACCUCCACCCAUGGUUCAAGGCGAUGAUAUUAGCACAUCUCAUAACAAUCCAAUUAGACACAGCAUGCCUCCUACGGUUCGAAGUAACGUUGCUGUAUCAAAAACUGAGGACAAAAAAGUAGAGCUACCUUCAAAACCAGCUGAUUUUCUUGCUGAAAUUAAGACCUUCUCAAAAGACUCACUCAAAAACUCUCCUCCUACCGAUAUUACCAAGUUCACACCUCAGGAAAAAGAAGGAUUCAAAAAAUACCUUAUGGAUAAAUUUUCCAAAGCGAGAUUACAUGAAGUAUCUGAUUCUGAAUCUGAAUCUGAUGAUGAUUGGUAA